UUGACAACCCUGAAAUAGGUGUACAAAGAGCUGGACGAGAUGGCGGCCCAGACACCAGUGCCUGGCUGUAUACGACAUCAAGGGAUAGGGUUUGUUUAUGUCUGUAAAUCGUGCGAAGACCAGUUACUUUGUAUGGAGUGUGUUACAGACAGUCACAACGGCCACACGCUGGGUAAACUUACUGAUUACGUGGCGGGUCAGAAACGGGAAAUACAGCAGUAUGCCGACAAACUCUCCAAAACCGAUAUUCCCAAAACAGAGGGAGAUAUUAAGGAAAGUGGACAGCAUGCCAAGAGUGGUCGAUAUCAGAAAAUGAUUGAGGGAAUCAGACGUCAGGGAAAACAGAUGAAAGAUGACAUCGACAACGCUAUUGACAUGCUUGUGAGGAUGUGUACCGAGUUAGAGGAGCGCAAUGCAGAUAUUUCUGAGAAAAACAAAACUGCAUUUACUAAAUACCUAAGGGAGGACUUGAAACCAAAGCUUGACAGGUGCAAAGAAGUACUGACAUCCGGUACAACUGUUGACGUCACUACAUUAGCGCGCGAGAUUAGAAACGGUGUAGCCACUGCCCCACCAUCUCUCAGUGAUUUGCAGAAAGUUGAAUUCAAACCCGGGACAAUAUCCACCGAACUCUUAGAACGCAUGCUUGGUAAGCUACUUGUCGAUGGAGUAGAUGAGUCGUACAAACCGAUUCCUAAAUGUGUGGUUUUGUACAAGUUUAAGGCGCCGUUUUCAUACGAUACAUGUCAAACAUGUCUUACCGGUGACGAGGAAUGGUUAUCGUCCUUGGACAGUGAAACCAUAUAUCGAGUAGAUUUGAAAGGCAAAGUCAAUGAGAUGAUAGAGUGUCAGGUCAAAGUCGAAUCGAUCUCCGUAUCUCCGACCACGGGGAGAGUGUGGUUUUGUGUGAGGAGUGACAGAAGUAUCCGAGAAAUCAUGACGGGUGGUGACAGUGUUACACGCUUUAACGUUAACAACAUGCCAAUUUCUUUGUGUAUCACUAGUGACGACAUGGUAGUGGUGGGGAUGACGGGAGGAAUACAACUGUACACUACAGACGGACGGGCGGUGUCGGCAGGAGCGGGUGGUCCGUGUAGACAGGUGGCAGUAACUCCUCAUCACAUGACGUCAUGUACACUUACCGGGGAUGUAGCUGCUGUUGAUGGUGAUGGUGUAUUGUUUGAUAACUACAUGGCUGGUAAGGAACCAGGCAAGCAACCGUCCGUCAUCGUCAUGGAUAAACACCUAAACCUGAAGUUUUACUGUAAAGACAUCGGUACGAGCAAAACACACGUGAGUGACAUUCAAUCAUCAAAGUCUCACCCGUACGAUGUUUGUUUUGAUGGAGCUGGUGAUGUCCUUGUAACGGAAUGGGUCACCAAGUCAGUACUACUUAUUGACAGGAAUACUGGACACUACAUGAGGACUGUUUAUACAUCUGAUGGACGUGAACCUUCUUGUAUCAGUCUACGCAAUGACGGAAUACUAUGGGUUGGACACAGGGACGGAAAAACAAUAAAGGUCAUCGAAUACAGGUAGACGUUUGGGAACAAAUACAUACUACAUACAGAUACACUUACUCCAUUGCCUUUUACGUGACAAUAAACACUGAUGAUAUUCAGCCAUUGGUAUCGUCAGAAAAGUGAUUACCUAGGAAGUCAUAUAAAGAAAUCAUGGUUAGGUUUAAGAUAAUUAAGUAUAGUGUUUUGUGACAUCUAUUACAUGUCUAAUAGAACACAGUGAUUUGUGUAUUAUGUGACCAUUGAGCGUUACGAGGAUAUUUGAAAAUAAUUUAUCUGGACAAACGGAAAGUUUACUUUUACUCUCUCCUCCGUCACAAGGGAUAGAAAUUAUUUUGAAAAGGGACCUUGCGCUUACAAACUGGAUAAACCGGAAGUUCACUUUGAUACUCUCUUCCAUACAAAGCCAUUAAUAUUCUCUUUAAAAAGGAUUUGGCGCUUAGGCAAGAUCUUGUAUAGGUUCCUAUCUACACGUAUGUCUAUAUAUCAGGAUAUUGACCACAGCAAUAAUUUGAAAUUUUAAUUAUUUUUUUUCUGUUAGAAAAAAAGGCAUUGUCUCCUAUCUGUGGUGAUUCUUGCACUUGUUCAUCUAUACAAUGUUGUAAUUUUUAGAAUUUACAAUAUUUGUUUCUGUUUUGUUUUUUCAAUUUGUGAUAUGUUUAAUGAUGAUUCUACAUUAUUGUAUUUCUUUCAUGACAAAGAAAUGAACAAUUGUAUGAGUUGCAAAAUUUAAUAAAAUGGGGAAAAUCUUCAGUCUCUCGGUUCAUCAAUGAUCCCAUCAAUAUUUGAUUGUUAAUUUUGUUAUAUCAUGUUUGAAUUCCUUAUCAAAAUGUUAUUUUACAUGAUUUUGAAAUUAUGACUUAUUUAUUAAACUAAACCUAAUUUCCUACAGUAGUAUUUACUAAAGACUAAGACGUUUUGUUCAUGGCUUUUAGCCAAAUCCGAUAAACGUAUCUAGUGAUUUAUGUUUUAUCUGACAUCAGUGUUAAUGCUCGAUUACAUUUAAAUAGUUGUGAUUUAAAAUCAAGUCAAUUCUACAGAAUGUUACCAUGAUGAUGUUAAAAUUGUACUUUUGGUUUGUCAGUCAGUCUCUGAGACCACUAGACGGUCAAGGUCAUUUACUCAUUGCCAAGGUCAUAGCUACAGUCUUUUUACUAUAUAUUGUCCAGUGUUACAUUUCUUUAAAAUAUAAUAUGAUCCUAACAAAAAAUACAAACAUGUACAUCCCUUUCACGUGCUAUAUAGUUACCUAUUAUCAUGCCAUUUGCUCUUUGUGAGCUGCUUUGAAAUAAACAAGUAAUUUUACUGUGCGUCGGAAAUUCGUUUGUACAGACAUUAUUUUAAUAUUCCUAUGUAUCAAGAUAUGUUAUGUAGGUACAUGUUGUACUUUUUAGUCCCCCAACGGUUCCCAGGGGGACUAUAGGUUUGCACUCAAUCAAUUCUUCCGUCCGCGAAGUUUGUCCGGGACAUAUCUUCUAUACUAUUUCACCUGGGGUAGCCAGAUGUGGUGUACAAGGACAUAUUUGCAUGACGAAAUGCAGUGUGCAAGAAUUAGGUAAUUGUGGCCAAUGACUUGAUCUUUACUUUUUAAAUGUUGAUCAGGGGUAUAUCUUCUAUACUAUUUCACCAGGAGUAAGCAGAUUUGAUGUACAAGAAUUUAGAGAGAUGUCGGA
Mizuhopecten yessoensis (Yesso scallop) is the source of this 3193-nucleotide messenger RNA. RefSeq lists its product as uncharacterized. The record is from RefSeq and is a predicted model, not a curated record. Lineage: Eukaryota; Metazoa; Mollusca; Bivalvia; Pectinida; Pectinidae. The coding region runs from base 40 to 1539 and encodes 499 amino acids. Gene Ontology annotation, molecular function: zinc ion binding. The transcript has a single exon.